Messenger RNA from Cucurbita moschata (crookneck pumpkin), 1210 nucleotides. Its product is annotated as epoxide hydrolase A-like. The record is from RefSeq and is a predicted model, not a curated record. Lineage: Eukaryota; Viridiplantae; Streptophyta; Magnoliopsida; Cucurbitales; Cucurbitaceae. Gene Ontology annotation, molecular function: hydrolase activity. The transcript has 5 exons. Bases 127 to 1065 code for a protein of 312 amino acids.
CAAACAACGACUUUCUUUUGGCUGUUGAAAGACUAUGAGCGGUUGGGUUACUUGAGAUAAUUGAAACAGAGCAGAGUCCAAAAUCUGAACUCAUCUCACUCACUCAUUUCCCUUUUGAGCUCUGGAAUGGAUCAAAUUCAGCACAAUUUCAUCGAAGUUGCAGGCCUGAAGCUCCACGUAGCCGAAAUCGGAACCGGUUCCAAUGUCGUCGUCUUCCUCCACGGAUUUCCGGAGAUAUGGUACUCAUGGCGGUACCAGAUGAUCGCUAUUGCUAACGCCGGGUUCCGAGCAAUUGCUCCCGAUUACAGAGGAUAUGGACUCUCCGAUUCGCCUGCUGAGCCCUCGAAGGCUUCAUUUAGCGAUCUCAUCAGCGAUCUCCUUGGGAUUCUUGACGCUCUCAACAUCCCUAAGGUGAUUAUUGUUGGGAAAGAUUUCGGAGCAUGGCCAGCUUAUUACUUCGCUCUGAAACAUCCUGAGAGGGCAUUGGGAGUUGUCACAUUGGGAGUGCCAUUCAUGCCUCCUGGAUCUGUUAGGAGUACCCAAAGCCACAUCCCUGAAGGCGUGUAUACCUUAAGAUGGCGGGAACCCGGGCGAGCCGAGGCUGAUUUUGGUCGCUUUGAUGCAAAAACCGUUGUUAGAAAUGUUUAUAUCCUCUUCUCCAAAAGUGAAAUGCCAAUAGCUCAAGAAAAUCAAGAAAUAAUGGACUUAGUAGACCCAUCCACCCCUCUUCCUCCCUGGUUCACCGAGGAAGAUCUAGCAACUUAUGGAGCUCUGUAUGAGAAAUCUGGAUUUGAUACCGCAUUGAAAGUUCCUUACAGGUCAUUCAAUGAAGAUUGGGGAGUAAAAGAUCCGAAGGUUGAAAUUCCAGCAUUGUUUAUAGUGGGUGAAAAGGACUAUGUUCUCAAAUUCCCUGACAUUGAGGAAUACGUAAGAAGUGGAAGAGUUAAAGAAUUUGUUCCCAAAUUGGAGAUCAUCUAUUUGCCAGAAGGAUCUCAUUUUGUUCAAGAACAGUCCCCCGAAGAAGUUAAUCAGCUACUACUCACUUUCCUUGCCAACCAUUUUUGACGGUGCAAGUUCUAAGUCUAUCAAUAUCUACACUGUGUAUGUUCUUAAUCCCAACUGAAACGCUAUGUAAUAUGUCAACUACGUUGUGUCUAGAGAAACGAUGAACCUUUGUCUAAAGAUAAAUCGUAAAAUAAGAAGUGUGAAA